CGCUAUUUGAGUGUGAACAUGCAGCGUGUUUGUCUCUUCUGGCGUCUGAAGCGAAAAUAUAUUCGGAUAUUAUCAAGAUAACGUCUGGACAUCUCACUUACAAAUGAUGGAGCAUGUCAGGUGACAUCGAAAAAAUGGCACCACCACCCCCACCCCCGCCUCCACCGCCUCCCCCUCCUCCUCCACCACCCCCUGCCCUCUUCCCUGGUGGAGGCCCGUUUCAAAGAGGGCCGACACGGGCAUCUAAAAUGCGUAACUUUAAUUGGGACGCCAUACCUAAGGACAAUGUGCUUGGCACACAUAACAUAUGGACAGACAAAACUAAAAGAGAUUUUGAUCUGGACACCAAACAUAUGGAGGAGCUCUUCAGCCACAAUGACCAGAACAAGGUACUGGCCACCAAUCGACGGAGUAUACGACAAUCCCCUACCAACGCCACAGGACCUGAAGUGGUGUCCAUUCUAAACUCCAAGAAGAACAUGAACAUUGGCAUUUUUCUUAAGCAGUUCAGAAGGUCAGUGAAUGAAAUGAUUGAAGACAUCACCAACGGUAAAGGAGAAGGAUUUGGUUCUGGAAAACUAAAGGAGUUGUGCAAACUGCUGCCAGAGGAGGGAGAGGUGCGGCAGCUUCUUGAUUUUAAAGGAGACCAUUCAACUCUCUCAGAGGUGGAUCGCUUCAUGGUUCAACUUGUCAGAGUUCCAUGCUAUGAGGAACGGCUAAACUGUUUAGUCCUGAAAGAGGAAUUCCCUCAUUAUAUGGAUGAGGUGAAUGAUUCUAUCGCCAUCAUGACUGUGGCCGGAAGAGAGCUUUUGGAAUGCGUUGCUCUACAUUCAGUCAUCCGACUGGUUUUGAAGACAGGAAACUACAUGAACUCUGGGGGGUAUGCCGGCAGUGCUGUGGGAUUUCGCAUGACUUCUCUCCUGAAAUUAGCGGAUACUAAAGCCAACAAGCCUGGGAUGAACCUAAUGCACUAUGUUGUUACGCAAGCUCAGAAGAUAGAUGCGUCUUUGUUGAAGUUCCCAGAACAACUUGGGCACAUUGGUGAUGCAGCACGGAUACAUAAACAGGAAAUAGAGGCUGACUUUCAAAAGGAAAUGAGCAAAGUUCAGGUGUCGAAACAGAAUGCUGGUAAACAGCCAGAUCUGGAAGAACAGAUGAGUGAUUUUUUGCAGGAUGUAGAUACAAGGAUAAAGGAAACUGAGGCCUCCUUUAAGAAUCUGGAUGCUGUUAGUGACUCUGUGGCAGAGUAUUUCUGUGAGGAUCCAUCCCAGUUUAAACUAGAAGAGUGUUUCUCCAUUUUCUCCUCCUUCUGUGAGAAGUUCAAAAGGGCAGUUCAGGAGAACCUUGAACAAGAAACGGUGGAGGUAAAGCGCAGGCAGAGGGAGCAUGCCCACUGUGCCACCAAGCGACGCUCCACGGCCACCUGCUCCACCAAAGACAUGGAAGGAGUUGCGCUGGAGUCUGUCCUGAAUGGGCUCCUAAACAAUCGCGGAUCCCGCCGGAGAGCCGGGACUGCCUCACCCGCACGGACCAGUCUUGCCGAGAUCACCUCGCAGGAAAACUGCUCCGCCAAGAGCAAAGAAGUCAAAAGGAAUACCUGGACUAAACCUUCCUUUCAAUCCUCAUUGGCUACGGAGAACCUGAAUAAAAGUGCUAGAGAAGAUGAGCCACCCAAGAAACCAGAGACCAGAAGCUCUGGUCGUCUGUGGAAAAGGGACGGUGCCAGCCGAGUCUCGGUGACUAUGGAACAGGAUGAAGAAAACACCCAGACCGAGGAAGAGGUUCAGAAUAUGAGAGAGAUGACACGUAAGGUACUGCGAUACCAGUCGAGUCGGGGUAGCAUUUCUUCUGGUGAGGCCCUCUCGCCGGUCCAGUCUCCCAGACAGACGGUUUUCCAAGAAGACAAAGAGUUGUUGAUCAUGGCUAUAGAGGAAAACACUACUCAAUCCACCAUUAAGCCCAUGCCUCUUCUGCAGAACCAAAACCUUGGCCGCAGGCACACUAUCGCGUUCCCAGAGGCCAGUUGUGUAAAUAUCAGUAUGGAGGAUAUAUUUGUUCCCUGUAAACUAAACGGAUCUCCGGCUCCCCCUAUUGGUAGUAUUGGUAAAAUGAAGUCUGUGGACUGCAACAUGCUCACCACACAACAAUGCAUGACAGAAACAGUUAAAGACUCCAUCGCAAAGUUAUUAAAUUCUCAAGAGCUGUCUACGUUUGACUCAUCACAGUUGCAAUCUGCUGAGAUUUCACAAUCUCAGUCUGCUGAUGAAACACAAUUGUCACAAUCAACUGAUUUAGAGACAGAGACCGAACACUGGCCUGGUAAUGAGAAGACAAUAAAUAACCAGACCACGUCACCUAAAAACGCCAAAGAGACCUUCAGUUUUUUGUCUUUUUUUAAGCGUUGGCGUGAUAAGGAAAAGUCCAUCAGUAGAGAGCUAACAGAGGUUGAUUCUGAUAGCGUGGACCCAUGAAGGUGCGUUGUGACGUCUUUUUGGGAAUAAAGCUUGGUACUUUAUCUGUAUUUUCUUUGUGAAAAACAAAAUGGAUAUUCAUUUACAUUUCUGCCUACUGUAUGAACCACACUGCGCAGAUUGAAAAGACAAAAUAACACAAGCAUCUAAAAAUUAGAUUAGACCUGUCUACAGGUUUAUGAUGUAAGGAAUCUAAGGGUCGGCUAGACAGUUGGGGGUGGAGUUUUUGAGGUGCAUCAAGCUAAUGUUGUGUGUCCCCUUGUGCCAGAUCAAACUACUUCGAAAUUUGUAAUAAACUUCAAAUUUACCUGCAAUUCACCAUAUGCCGCACAAGGGGGCAGCACAUAACACAGCUUUCUAUUGUGUAACCAUACACAACAUAGACAGAGUAUGUGUCUUAUAACUCAUUUUACUGGUUCCUUGCUAUGUACUAUGUGUCAGACACAGCUAUUUAAAAAAAACAUUUUAAUUUUGUUUACUCUCAUUAGGUCCGGGCAGGUUUGUAGAGCACAAAACAAAUCAAUUGCCAGCUAGCUCAUUCCAUGCCAUGUUUCUGAAAAUUGUCUACAUGAUCAUCAUAGGCUUGCAGUUCUGUAUCGUAUGAUAAAAAACACUGUGGACUAAAACACUCAAUUGCAUGACAAAAAUGGGAAAUAGAGAGUUUUUUAUUUACAGUAGUUUGUGUUUUUGAAGGUCCAUGAAAUUAAACAAGGCCAUUCCAUGGAAGAAGCUGGUUUGACUGUGCAUCUGCUCUCAAUGUGGGGAUGCCAGAAAUGUGGAGUUGCUCACACAAAAAAAGUGAAUUUUAUGCUGUUCCUUUAUAUGUACAUGCUACAGCCUUUAUAAGCAUGCCCACAAUAAAAGUUUCUGUUCAACUUGAUGUGGUAAUGGUCUAAAAAGUGCCUAAAAAAGGGUUUUAGUCUACGAGCAAAUCUGGUGAUCUUCUGGUCUAAUGAAGAACAAUGAGAAGCAAAAGAGGGUUAUCCCUGAUAGAGACAUUGAGAGCAUAGUUAAUGAGAAUAGAUAACGUCAGAGGAUCCCGAAAGGCCUGCCUCAGGUGGUUUACAGUCUAAAAGCCCACCUAGACUUCAUC
Messenger RNA from Triplophysa dalaica, 3564 nucleotides. It is a transcript of the gene fhdc4, whose product is annotated as FH2 domain containing 4. Lineage: Eukaryota; Metazoa; Chordata; Actinopteri; Cypriniformes; Nemacheilidae. Bases 114 to 2471 code for a protein of 785 amino acids. The record is from RefSeq and is a predicted model, not a curated record. The transcript has 12 exons.